Messenger RNA from Dimorphilus gyrociliatus, 1274 nucleotides. NCBI's taxonomy places the organism in Eukaryota, Metazoa, Annelida, Polychaeta, Dinophilidae. The record is from the annotation of a GenBank genome assembly.
GCAGAUAAAGUUUAGCCGUUUCGACCCUUGAAGGUCGGUGUGCCCUAUACUAGAGAAUAUAUUUUAGUCGAGGUCUUUGCUCGUUGCAGUUUAGUCGUUAAAGAACAGGUGAGAUAGCAUAAUUAACUGUUAUCGAAUAGAUUAAUAGAUAAUCUAUAUAUUGCAAGAAGAAAUUGAAAAUGCCCCGUUUCGGAACAUACUUGUCGGAGGAGAAGAAAGCUGAAUUGAAGAGAAUUGCCGAUGCCAUUGUUGCUCCUGGCAAGGGCAUUUUGGCUGCCGAUGAAUCGACUGGAACCAUGGGUAAACGUUUGACUGAUAUCAACGUUGAAAACGCUGAAGAGAACAGACGUCUAUACAGACAAUUGCUCUUUUCUACGGAAGCAAAACUGCUGUCUCAACAUAUUUCGGGAGUAAUUUUGUUUCACGAAACCUUCUACCAAAAGGACGACCAAGGGCGACUCUUCCCCGACUUGCUCAAGUCGAUCGGUAUUAUUCCCGGUAUUAAGGUCGACAAGGGCGUUGUACCCUUGGCCGGCAGUGAUGGCGAAGUAACAACUCAAGGUUUGGAUGGUUUAGCAGAAAGAUGCGCCGAAUAUAAGAAGGGCGGAGCUGAUUUCGCAAAAUGGCGUUGCGUCCUUAAAAUCCAAUCUCAUACACCUAGCCUACAGGGUAUGUUGGAGAACGCUAACGUCUUGGCAAGAUACGCAAGUAUUUGCCAACAGAAUGGAUUGGUGCCCAUCGUUGAGCCAGAAAUUUUACCUGACGGCGAUCACGAUUUAGAAACUUGCCAAAAGGUAUCUGAACAAGUUUUGGCAUUCGUCUACAAGGCACUAGCAGAUCAUCAUGUCUACCUCGAAGGUACUUUGUUGAAACCAAACAUGGUCACUCCUGGACAAUCUUGUCCAAAGAGAAGCACCCCUGAAGAAAUUGCAAGAGCAACGGUUACUGCUUUACAACGUACCGUACCGGCUGCCGUUCCAGGUGUCACCUUCUUAUCUGGAGGUCAAAGCGAACAGGACGCGUCGGUUAACUUGAACGCAAUAAAUAAAUUCGAAGGGAAGAAACCAUGGGCUUUAACCUUCUCUUACGGUAGAGCUUUACAAGCUUCAGUUCUAAAAGCAUGGAAAGGAAGUAAGGAUAAUGUUGGCAAAGGUCAGGAUGAAUUGUUGAAGAGGGCGAGAGCUAACGGUCAAGCAGCUUUGGGAAAGUACGACGGAAAAAUCGAAAGCGCCGCUGCUGGUGCUAGCUUGUUUGUCUCCAAUCACGCCUAUUAG